AUGCCGCUCACCACUAAAAAAUUAAGCACUCACUUUGCAAUUCUGGUUUAUAAUUCACUUUUCACUCCGUCUAGCGUGUACCAAAUCGAAGAACUACAACGCACUGAUACUGAUGAGAACGAUUUAAGUCCACAAACAUUAGACGUCAUGUAUAGAUUUUAUCAAAUAUCGUGGGCUGCCAAAUCCAUCAACAGUAUUAAUCACACGUAG
Molecule: messenger RNA, 210 nt
Organism: Plasmopara halstedii
Lineage: Eukaryota; Oomycota; Peronosporomycetes; Peronosporales; Peronosporaceae
Exons: 2
Coding region: 1-210 (69 amino acids)
Source: RefSeq, a predicted model, not a curated record